This is a messenger RNA of Scophthalmus maximus (turbot), 3288 nucleotides long. RefSeq names its product STE20 related adaptor beta (gene stradb). The coding region runs from base 405 to 1775 and encodes 456 amino acids. The transcript is spliced from 13 exons. Gene Ontology annotation, biological process: protein phosphorylation. Gene Ontology annotation, molecular function: protein kinase activity; ATP binding; protein serine/threonine kinase activator activity. The record is from RefSeq and is a predicted model, not a curated record. Lineage: Eukaryota; Metazoa; Chordata; Actinopteri; Pleuronectiformes; Scophthalmidae.
CGGAGUCAUCACUAUGCGACAAGUCGGUGUGAUGACGUCGACACUAAUCGCCAAUUAUCCGUGUCAAAUUAAAAGUCCUGUCAGAAAUCGGAUGUUUUCCCUUUGGGGGAAAUAUUCCGCUGCUCGUUGCCGACACUGAAAUCUCGUUGGUUUUAUCCUGCCCCAUAAAUAUAUAUAUCUUUUUUGACACAAAACGAUAUAAUAGGAACUUUGUAAACAAACAGUAGUUUUUUGUUUUGGUGCUCUCCGUUGUAUUUUUAACUUGUUGACGUCGAGGCGCCGCGGGUGAGGUGAGGAUUCAACUCCGUAGUCCUUCCGAUGUCCACGGCUGCUGGGACUCGACUGGACCGGGGGCGUUUUCCUAUCUGAUGCAGCCAGGUGAGCUGCAGACUGUGAGCGGAUGAAUGCUAAACCCAGCAAGUUUACCACCAACAGGACUCCAUGUCUUUCUUGGGCAUGUCUCACCUGUGCUCCUCCCUCCCCUCCACCAGGACUGUUCCUGCAUCUCCCACGCUCAGGUCCAGCCCUUGGACAUAGAGGAGCGCUAUGAAGACACCAGCCACCAGUUCCUGAGCUGUGACAGUUCUGAAUACACUCUGCACACGCCAACGGGUGGCGAUGACAUCACAGGGCUGUCGGCUGAGCCCUCCCACUACCAGCUACUGUCUGAGCUGGGUCGGGGCUUCAAUUACCUGAGCCAGGUGAGCAUGGCCCGGCACGUCCCCACUGGGCAGCUGGUGGCCGUCAAACAAACCAACCUGGACGAGUGCACCGAAGAGGAGCUGCUGCAGCUCAUGAACGAGGUGCUGCUGUCCAGGCUUUUCCGUCACGCCAACCUCUUGACCUCGCGCCUGGUCUUCAGCUCCUGCUGUCAGCUGUGGGUCCUCACGCCGCUCAUGGCCUAUGGCUCUGCGGACACUUUGCUGAGGACAUAUUUCCCAGAUGGAAUGAGUGAAUCCCUGAUAGCUUACCUGCUGUACGGCGCGCUGAAGGCGCUGGAAUACCUACACCGGAUGGGCUACGUUCACCGGGGGGUAAAGGCCAGUCACAUCCUGCUGUCGGGGGAGGGCCAUGUUUACCUCUCGGGGCUCCACAGUGUUUACAGUAUGAUGCGCGAGGGGAAGAGGAUGCGGGCGGUGUUCGACAUGCCCCACCACAGCCCCGCCCUGCUGCCCUGGCUCAGCCCCGAACUGCUGCGACAGGACCUGCACGGUUACGGAGUUAAGUCAGACAUCUACAGUUUAGGUAUCGUGGCCUGUGAGCUGGUCAGUGGCCGGGUGCCUUUUCAGGACAUGCCACCCACUCAGAUGCUACUCCAGAAGCUGCGCGGCUCCCACUGCUGCCUGCUGGACGUGGCCCCCUUCCCGCUGGGCGAGUUGGGGGGGCUGAAGGUGUCACGCUCUGGCGUGGACUCCGGCAUCGGGGAGAGCGUGGCCACCGGAAGCCUGACGCACAGCGCCACUGCUCCUCCCACCGACCGACCCCAGAGCCCCGCACCUAAAAACCACUCAGCCACGCUGCACAACCUGGUGCAGCUGUGUCUGCAGCAGCAGCCUGAGCGCAGACCGUCGGCAUCUGCACUGUUGACUCACGCCUUCUUCAAGCAGGUGAAAAGGCACACAGCCAGAGACUCCUUCCUCAGCCUCAUGUACCCAGCAGUGCCCCUCACCAGCCCGGAGGACCCUCCGGUGUCCUGCCCCCCCGGUGCGUCCUGCCAUGCUCCCCCUGCCCCGAGCGCCGCCGACACUCCCGAUGCCGUGUGGGACUUCUCCUAACAACCCGCCCUCUCUCCGAUCUCUCCCCCAAAAACCCAGAGGGGGUUAGCAAGCCAAACACAAGACAGUCCAAAAAAAAAAAAAAGAACAAAAGCAAUGAGGCCACAUUCUACUGUGCUUUUAUUUUUCAUUGUUAUCAUUAUCAACCCAACUCACUGAGCCUUUUUUAAAGUAGUUUUGUAGAUUUUUUAAAUUUGUUUUUCAUUUAAUGCCUAUGUGAACUUUGGUUGUCGGCAAGGUCACUGUGAACGUGCUGGAUUCAAGAAGCUGCUCUGGUCCUCAUAAUAAUAAUAAUAAUAAUAAUAAGGGAUUAUCAAUGAGAUUUAUCAGUUGACUACUAUCCACACGAUUUAAAGAAGUCACGACAAAUAUACUUCACUGUUUUUUUCAUAUUUCCACAGAUAAGUCAUUUGUUCGGUGACUACUGUCCCUGUGGACGACCUCUGAACUCAGCCUCUGAACUAAAUACGUGAACGCACCAGAUACUGUAGGUGUUGACAGAAUAAUCACUACGGCGGAUUUUUUUUACCCUUGUACAAGUUCUGUGUUCUGACUGUGAACGGUGGAUACUGCGCUACAGAAAAAGAGAUUUACUACACUUAUGUCCAUAUAAAUAUAUAUAUUUAUCCAUCUGUAUCAGAGCGUCCCUCCUUGUACUGUAGUAUAGGAAUCGUUGUUACAAGUUUUCUUGAGAAUCUCCAGGUUAUGGUCGGUACAUUCAUGAUUACAUUGAACUAGGUAAUCUGGCGUCACCCCGUUAUGGGGACUGUGUUUCUAAAACAGUGUAUAAAUAUGCUCCAAAUCAAUAUUUGUGUUGAUUGUUCUAUAGUAUUCUGGAUAUUUGAAUCAUAAUUGAACUAUCCGCCUCUUUGUCCAGAUCUGCACCAAAAUUUUACGGGUUCUUUCUUGGUCCGUGCCCAAUCCUUCCACCGAGAUUCGUGGAAAUCUAUAUUGUAGUCUUUGCAUAAUCCUGCUGAUAACAAAACAGACAGGGGUAAAAACAUAACCUCCUCUGCAGAGGUAACUAAAGUAAAGUCGACACUCACCGCCUUCCCAGAUCACUACGCUCCCAAAACUGACCACGUUCAUGUGUAAAUACUAUUUUGCUGUUUGUUUGAACAUACAUGCACAUUGUGUGUUCUCGUAUUACUGGCCCGAGCAAUAGAAUAUGUGUCGUGUUGGGAACUGUCAGUAGAUGAAAACCACCACUGUCCUAAUCAUCAGUGACACGGCAGAAAGAAGAGAGUAUUUCUGCCGCGCUCUGUGAUCACUCUCACAACAAAGCCUUCCUGAUUUUUCUGAAACCCGAUUUCUGAACAUGGUGAUUGAUCUGUAACUGUGAUUAACUGUACUGUGUAUAGGAACUGUGAUUUUGCAGUACAUAUCAAACAUGGUAACUGUAUGAGCCUGAUAUAUAUAUAUAUAUAUAUAUAUAUAUAUAUAUAUAUAUAUAUAUAUACACACAUAUUAUAAAUGAUAUAUAUGUAUCUACAAAAUUUGAUUUCUAAACUUU